CCCCCUCCUCCCCCCCCUUUCGUGCGCAGGGCUGCUGCGGUGCGUGCAACAGCAGCAGUGGGCGGCUCUGACAGUGCUGAGCCUCCACCAGCCCUUGUACCUUGCGGCGGUGGCUGAGCUCCCCGUGUCUGCCGAGCCCGACGGGGCGGUGUCAGGAAGCGCCGCUUCCCCUCGCGGUGGGGCGCCUGCGGCCCCGGAGACUUCCUCGGCAGCGUGGCGCCCGGCGCCACCCGGUACAUGGAUUACCUGCAGUGUUUUAGAGCACUUUGCUGCAAGGGACCGCCACCAGCACGACCUGAAUAUGACUUGGUUUGCAUAGGCCUCACUGGUUCUGGCAAGACAAGUCUUCUGUCACAGCUUUGCAGUGAAAGCCCAGAGAAUAUAGUGUCUACCACAGGUUUUAGCAUAAAAGCAGUGCCAUUCCAGAAUGCCAUCUUGAAUGUGAAAGAACUUGGAGGGACUGACAAUAUCAGGAAAUAUUGGAGUCGUUACUACCAAGGAUCCCAAGGGGUAAUAUUUGUAUUAGACAGUGCCUCCUCUGAAGAUGAUCUAGAAACUGCUAGGAAUGAACUGCAUUCUGCUCUCCAGCACCCACAGUUAUGUACUUUGCCGUUUUUAAUACUGGCCAAUCAUCAAGACAAGCCAGCAGCUCGCUCCGUACAAGAGAUCAAAAAAUAUUUUGAACUUGAGCCACUUGGACAUGGAAAGCGCUGGAUUCUUAAACCCUGCUCCUUGGAUGAUAUGGAGGCAGUAAAAGACAGCUUCUCCAUUCUUAUAAAUUUGUUAGAAGAGAGAGACUUCGAACCUUCAAGAAUGUGAAACACAAGAGAAGAGUGGUUCUCCAGGCAUCACUGUACCUGCUCAUUCUGCUCACAGCUUAAUUAUGGUGUGGUAUUAAGACUGUGCCGUGAUAUGUUGUUCAUACACAGUGCAGAAUGUCCUUUUGUUAAAAUAAAUAUUCUGUGAAUCAGGUACACAGCUAUUUCCAGUAAAGUUGUCUACACUACUGAAAUAGGGAGUUCCUCUUGGUUUACCACUAGUUCUGCACACUACAUGUUGCUUUCUUGUGUUACCAUCAUCCUUGAUAGGAAAUUUUGCACGCACAAAAAUAACAUAGUCUGCAAAGGAGGAAUUCUAACUGAUACCUUGUUUUUUAAAAAAUAACUAAUGUCUUAAGGAUUUGUGAGACUAAUUUGUAUUAGCUUGUUUACUGACCCUGCAGUCUGGAAAGCACAGCCACUGAGAACCUUAAUAGGAUACCUUAAAGGCAAGGAGUUUCAUGUUAAUGCAAAGGUUAGUCUGAAGUUUUACUAAAUGAAAACACAAUUGAUGUGUUAGUUGAUUCCUCUUCUAAAGUCACUGCAUAACCUUGUCAAAGGCAGAACCGUUAUUUUGCUGGAAUUUUCCUGAAAGGGAAAUUAGCACACAGAUGUGUGUGGGUAACAGUAUUUGUGAAUAGGUGACAUAAGCAGGUGGUCUAAGUAACAAUAUUUUUAGAAAAUGCACAAAAAUUGCAUAAAGUAAUAAUUUUCAUUGAAAGUAGUUUUCCAUAAUAGAAGCAAAGCAAAUAUCUGUUAAUUCAGCUGUGGAGGCUUUAUUACUAGUUAGAAGUGUGACUGAUAUUAAAUAAGGAUUGCCUCCUGUAUCACUCACUGACAGAAUACUACUGUUAUUGCAACAGUGCCAAGGCAUCUAUACCAUAAUUAAGGGCCUUCCAGUGUUUGUACUAUAAGCUUCUCUUUUCAAGGGAUUAUAACUUGUUCUUUCAAACUUCCUCUAAGCUAAAUGUUAUAAAGACAAAAAUGUAUUCAUUGGAAACAACAUUUGUAAUACAUUUGGAAAAAUCCCAUUUGGUUCCAGUAACACAGUGCAUAUUUCCUCUUUCCAAGUUUUCCGCAUUGUAGGUUUGCAGGUUUUUGACUGCCUUUUGUUGAUUUUUAAAACCUUAUAAACCAAUUUUGUCUGUUAAAGAAACAUGCCAGGUCACUGGUUCACCAUUAAGUAAGUCAGUCACAACAGGAUAUGUGCAGAUCAGUAACUGGAGUGGUGCACACCUUGAAUGUCGUGCCUUGUGCAUUCAGCUACCCUUGUGCAUGAGUGUCUGCAAACACAAACUGUAGUGAUGUGUCAGUGGUUCCUCAUCAAUUCUGCUUGUAUUUUGAAACUUGUAACUCCUUUUUCAGGGCUUUAAGCAACAUAUCUUUCCACUCUGAGCAUUUAUUUUUUAAGUUUAAAGUUUAUUGUAGUUUCUCUCUAGUUUAUUUGGGAAUAAGAAUAUAGAAAGGAUCAGCUUUUAAAGGCUUAUAAAAGCCAUUUCUCUAUUACUUGCAAUUGUACUCUUUGUUAAACAAAAUAUUUUUAUAAGGUUUUUUUUUGUUUACUUUUCAGUUUCCACGGAUUGGAAAACUGGUAAGCUCCUUGUUUAAUUUUGUGAUAGAAUAGGCAGAAAGCCUGAAGGCCAUCUCUUCUUGCUUUGUUUUUCUUCUCUUUCCUGCCAGGUCAGUCGCCUCACUCCUCAUACUCUUGGAAAUACCCAAGAACUGGAACUGUUCAUUUUAAAAUACAGAGAGGAGCCCUAUGUUGGUUCCAGUUCUCUCUGCACAGUUUAGAUGGGACCCAGCUGCCCAUCAGUUUCUCUUGUAUGGGUUAAGGAGGCUCCUUUCCCUGGAUUUAAAGAGGAACUGGAUCUGAUUUACAGUUCCAAACUCUCUCUCUUAGCUAACAUGAGCUUAGAGGUUACAGAGUCCCCAGAUUUCCACAAGGUCCCUGGAUUCCUGUCCUGUUUAGGGACAAUGACAAAUAAGAAGUGGUGGGGAGGAGUGAGAGAAUUAUUUCCCAGAGAAGGCAGGCAGUUUAGGGAGGUAAAAAGGGAUUCAGAGCUUUUACUGCUUUUUCAUUGAGCAUUAGUUAGAAGAUGAGAGAUACAUUUUUUUCACUGUUUUUCCCCUUCUUUCCCAUAUGUUAUAGACCAAAAGGUACAACAAGUGAAAAUAAGCCCAACUGUAUUGCAUUCUUGGAACUAUACUUGUACCAUCAGUAAGUCUGGUCCAAAGACGUUAGAGUUUCUGAGUUAUAUUUUUGGUCAUGAUUUCCCAACUAUGCACUGUUGGAAGGUGCUACAUGACUAACAUACAAAAGGCCCAACUAGUCAAUGAGAAUAUGGCUUUGGCAUGCAUCAAUGUCCACUUAGACUAGGACCUUUUGAUGCUUAAUGCUUUUUCUUUAGGAAAAUGCCAACUGCACAGGAGCAGUGAUUAUUUUUUUUCCAAAAUGAUUUUGAAUAUGCUUUUUCUUACUAAUAUAGUGAUCAUUCCUCACCACAGGUUGAAACAAUACCUCAUAGCUGCUUAAGGCUAAGACCAAUGCUUAACUUUACUUUGAAUGUAGUUCUUCUGUGGUUUUCUGUUGUGGAUGGACUUAAUGGAUGUGUACCUUUUUAACAUGUAUAAACACCUUCACUUUUUUAUGGAGGGAUUAAAAAUGUUCAUAGCAGCUCAUGUCACACUUCCUUGUCUAAAUGUUCUUGAAUGUUCUGGCUAUGGUAGAAUAUGUAAGCACCAUGCAGUUUUUAUUCAGAUGACCAAUUUCAAUUGCUUCUUUUUUUAAAAACUUUUCACAUGUGUUUAUCAUUUAGAAGAAAUAAACUUGGGCAGUAGGCUCUACUUUAUAUGCAAGUUCAUUAAGGAGUGAACAUUGUCUUUUUAGAAAAGAUAUUGUGUUUUAAUGUUCUUUAGACAUUCAUUAAAUUACUUUGUGUGUGUAUGUGUAUGUGCCCACAUUGGGGGGCUUCUCAGACCUGUGGCUGUCUGCGGUGUCUCAGCUGUCAGAAUGAAAACAUUAUCAAUCAGUAUCCAACAACAGCUGGUUUUGACAAGCUUCUGUCUGCUGCCUAAUGCUUUACAACUUGUCAAUAAGACUUCUUUUUCUACCCACUCUGAGCUGGUAAUCUUACUGCUUCCAUGUUGUGUCCUGUACUUGUACUUCUAGCAUUUGUAUGGAUAAAAGUUAAAUCUUAGUGGGGUUUUUAUAUUCUUUCUUGCUGUAUAAUGCUCCAUAUGUAUCUUAGCUUGCCUCUUCAAAUGCGCUAUACAAAAAUCUGUGAUUUAUUAUUUUAGUUAACUUCUUGCAUUUCAUUAUAUUUAUAGAAGUUGCAGAUUUUUGUACCAUAUUAGUUAAUACAGUUGCCUUUUUGUAAUGGCAAUUAAUUUAUAUUACAAAAGUUUGUAUCUUUACUGUAGUUAAAAGUAUUAGUUAACUGCCAUAUUAUCUUGACUUUAUACUAAAAAUACAGUGUCUAUACACAGAAGCUGGCCCAUUCAAGUGGACAACUGCUGACAUGAGGAACUUGUACUGUUUGUGAUUUAUACAUGAUUUCCACUAUCAAAAAAAAAAAAAAAAAGAAAAGAAAAGAAACACUGUGUAGACUUGAGUUGCUAAGUUUGGAUUUCUUGAGUAGUGGCCAGUUUGGGAGCAUGGCGUAUUACCUUGAUAUGGAAUCUUCAAAAUAAAUUAUUUACUCCUAGAUAAAAACAAAUAUUACUGUAUAAGCAUUGCUAAAUUAUACAUAGCUACACAUUUGCAUAUAUAUAUAUAAAAAAAUAGAAACUUCAAAAAAUUGGCUGAUUUAUUUCCACAGCAAGGUGUUGUUACUCCAGAAACAUAUCUGAAAGAUAUUGCAGGUUUAUUGCUGGAACAGAGGUUGGAAUAAUCUUUAUACAAUUAUUCCAUAAUGUUAAACUGGGGGACAU
This is a messenger RNA of Aquila chrysaetos chrysaetos, 4748 nucleotides long. Its product is annotated as ADP-ribosylation factor-like protein 15. The record is from RefSeq and is a predicted model, not a curated record. The transcript is spliced from 5 exons. Gene Ontology annotation, molecular function: GTP binding; GTPase activity. Lineage: Eukaryota; Metazoa; Chordata; Aves; Accipitriformes; Accipitridae. Bases 238 to 819 code for a protein of 193 amino acids.